AAUGGCGUCAGAAUGUCUUCAGAAGGAUGUGUUGUUCAAUGGACAGAACGCGAUAGUUGCUGUGAAUGUUCAUCUUGGGUUCAACCAAGAGGACUCCAUUGUCAUGAACAAAGCUUCGCUGGAACGUGGGAUGUUCCGUUCAGAACAGAUCAGGAGCUAUAAAGCAGACGUCGACAGUAAAGACUCGGAGAAGAGGAAAAAGAUGGACGAGGUUGUUCAGUUUGGAAAGACCCACAGCAAAAUCGGCAGAGUAGACAGCCUGGAUGAUGAUGGGUUCCCU
This is a messenger RNA of Brassica oleracea var. oleracea, 280 nucleotides long. RefSeq names its product DNA-directed RNA polymerase D subunit 2b-like. Gene Ontology annotation, cellular component: RNA polymerase II, core complex. Gene Ontology annotation, molecular function: DNA binding; ribonucleoside binding; DNA-directed RNA polymerase activity. The record is from RefSeq and is a predicted model, not a curated record. Gene Ontology annotation, biological process: DNA-templated transcription. Lineage: Eukaryota; Viridiplantae; Streptophyta; Magnoliopsida; Brassicales; Brassicaceae. The transcript has a single exon. The annotation marks the transcript as partial.